Molecule: messenger RNA, 1277 nt
Organism: Saccostrea cuccullata (small rock oyster)
Lineage: Eukaryota; Metazoa; Mollusca; Bivalvia; Ostreida; Ostreidae
Exons: 6
Coding region: 97-876 (259 amino acids)
Source: RefSeq, a predicted model, not a curated record
GAUCGGGCUCGGACUGCCUCUAUUUUUGUUGUCAAAGACGCUUGACAGGAACUCGAGCAAUUUCAAAACAAGAGUGCUGUGAAUAAUUUUCCUUAAAUGAUGGGCACUGGAGCAAGUUCAACUGUUCCUGAAGGUGUUUCUGCCAACCCUCGUCUAGUUCACACCGACAGAUUAUCUAAACGUGACCACAAGCAAUACAAGUUGGACACCCCCGUUCUGAUAGAUGUAGAACACGGAUCAGUGAGGUACAGGUACGGCCAAUAUGACGGGGAACCUGCCGACAAAACAAGAAGAGUGGAGCGCCCAUUCAAAGGGGAAGAUAAAGUAGGCAAACAGAAUUAUUUCUACCAUGCAAGGCUCAACGACUUUAGUGAAAAAUCAAAUGCAGCAUUAGAGGACCAACACAAGUUCCGUAUGGUAACUCAAGGCCCUGCUCGAGCAAAGGACAAAAAAGUGUUCUAUGUGUACAGCAUUGGGUGGAAUAAGAACAAGGAUGGCAAAAAAGUGAUGCCAAGCAUGUCAAAAGAAGAGGGAAAAGACUAUGCCUGGCCACAAAUCAGAAAACCUAAUGAGGUGUAUUAUAACUUGUCCUUUGAUAAGGAAGCCAGAGAAGGUGUUGAGGAGACAUCUGAGGAGGACCGACUUCAGCAAAAUUUGUCCUCCACAGCAAACCGACAACACAUACAAUUACUGCUCUCAGAUGAGGAUUCUGUAAAGGAAGUAAGGAAGUACAUUGCAGCUAAAAUCCUCAAAUCAGCCUGUGACAUCCAUGUUUGUUAUGAGAAGCAGGAACUCAGAGAGGAAGAUGUAGUGGGGGAUUUGAGAAAAGAAGAAGGGAAUGCAAAAACAUUCUAUGUAGACCUACUGCUUAUCUAAAAUUCUUAUGGCUGACUUUGACAGAUGCAUGGGAAAAAAAAAAAAUCAACAGAUAAAAUAAAAAUGAAGGAAGUACUCAAAUUUUAUAAUGCAGUUUACAUAGACAAUCAGGAUUUUUGCUAUCUGAUAUGCACAUUAAGUUCCAAGAAGUUUUGUAAAAGAAUUUUGAAUGUGUAAUUUGUUAAACUAUGAACAUGUUCAAUUUUCAAAGGAUAUCUUAUAUAUUUCAUUAACAUUGUAAACUAAAUUUGCCAGGAUUUGUUUAACCUUGGCAUGUUUGAUAACUUUAGUACAAUUUUUUUGUUUUAUACUAGACUCACUUUUUCAUGUCAUUGUACUUGCUGACCUUAUAUACGUGUAUAUGAUACUAUUUAUUUUAUCUUAACUGAUAUAAUUUUAAA